This is a messenger RNA of Rhagoletis pomonella (apple maggot), 505 nucleotides long. Its product is annotated as protein PET117 homolog, mitochondrial. The record is from RefSeq and is a predicted model, not a curated record. Gene Ontology annotation, cellular component: mitochondrion. Gene Ontology annotation, biological process: mitochondrial respiratory chain complex IV assembly. The coding region runs from base 147 to 404 and encodes 85 amino acids. Lineage: Eukaryota; Metazoa; Arthropoda; Insecta; Diptera; Tephritidae. The transcript has 2 exons.
AGCAACACUAACAGCUGACAUUUGUUUUGAAGCCUUCACUCCAAUUUUUUCUAUUAGGUCUAUUUGUACAGUUUAUUUUUCCAUGACGAUAUUAAUUUUCAAAAUUAUUAAUUAAAAACAUUUUAAGCAAUAAUUUCUUUACAAAAAUGUCUGCUGGUGCUAAAAUCGCGUUGGCGCUAUCCAUUGGAUUUUCAGCGAGCGUAAUUGGCUAUGUACAUUACAAACAGAGCACAGACCGAGCACGCCUUCACGAGGGAGUGGUACGCGACAUUGAGCGCCAGCAACGUCGCAAAACUGAGAAUACAUACUUACUGCAAAAACAAAUAGAUCUCACUAAACAGCUUAAGGAUAUAGAAGCUUCCAAUCAAAAUCCCGAAUUUAAUAAGAAUUCAAACAUUCAGUAGCUUCGUGUAAUUUCUUAAAAUCAUGUUAACUCCAUUGAACAAAAUAAUUUUUGAAAAUCGCCAUAAUAAAACACAUUUCCAGUGGUAGAUAUUUAUUUUUC